CUACGUAUGAAUGAAAUAACAAAUUUAAUAAUAACUUUUAUUAUUAACAGUGAAAGGUAUGAAAACAGGCAUCAAGAGAAUAGGCAGUAAUAUCAAUUCAUUGGGAACUCCUAUAAAGGUGCCUGUAAUGGAAUCCAAGGAGUUAGGUUUGAAAAGGCAUGAAGUAUGUCAAGUUUGCAAACAUCGUGUUUUUAUUCUUGAACGACUAAUAGUUGAUGGAAAAUUGUACCAUACUACAUGCUUCAGAUGUAGCAAAUGCAAGUCUCUAUUAAAUCCUGGAGCAUAUGUCGAAAGUGACACUCCUGGGCUUUAUGAAUGUUCUGUUUGUUUGCCCGAUGAGAAUAUGGACAGUUUUGAUACACCUGAAACCGAAAUAUCUUCUGAAAAUACCGGUGCCAAAUCACGAAGUCCAUCACCACGUCGCCUUAGUCCUGUUGUUCAUAAUGAAAUAUCAACAAAACUUUCACCUUUAUCUGAGUCUGUCACUCGUGCUCGAAGUAGCUUUUUAAAAAACAGUCUUUCUAGUAAGUUGAAAGAAGAAGAACAUUUAAAUGACACUUAUCAGAGUUCAUCUAACCUCCCAUUAACGAAUACUGACACAUAUGAAACUGCAUCUGCAUUGCAAAGAGUUUCAGUGAAAGAUAAAAUAAACGCAUUUGAAUCAAGCACAGUCCCAAAAGCUGUAUCAUCAUCUCCUGUAGCUGCAAUUUCUUCAAAUAACAACAAGUUUCAUACUUCUUCAAUACCUUUAGCUAAAGAAACAUUUUCUUCUUUAACUAAAUCUCCUAAACCCUCAGAUAGAUCUCAUAAACUGUCUGAUUUUGCACAGGAAUAUAAACUUGUUGAUAGUGAAUUUGAUGAAAUUUCAUAUAAAUCUUCUAUAAAAAAAGUAUCAAACCAAGGCAUUAACACAGAUGUUAAAAUAUUAGAUAGUGUUAAAAAAGAAUCUUUAUCCCUUAGUAUACAAUCUACAGUAGCUAGCCCUAAAGAGGAAUAUAGAACGAAUUGUGAUAGUUCUUUGUCAUUGUUCCUGAACAAAGUGCCUAGUACUAAUGCAAAAAAUAUGUCUAAUAUACAUAAUGAUGUUGCAAAGCAACCUGUCUCAAAAGAUCUAGAUACAAGUUCAACAUCUUUUAGCAAGCAACCUUCAUUAAAAAGUGAUUUCAAAAGUCCUCAAAAAGCACCAAGAGACAUUUUUCAGACUAGUAUGCAACCUUUAAAAUUAAGUAUACCAUCUGUUAAAAAUUCUGGCAAGAAAGAGUCUUCUAGCUUGUCGACUACUCCUUCAAUUGCAUCAGCAGAUUCACCUAGAUCUUUGAACUUUGAAAUACCUUCCAUAAAGUCUACUUAUUCUGUAACUUUACCUCGGCCGAGUAGUUUUAGUAAUCUUCAAAACAGAGAAAUAUCUAACAUUACUAAGAACUCUACUACUGAUCUGAAUGACAUACUCCAUUCUAAAUGGAGUAGAACUACUCGUAGAAGAAGUUCUUUAGAAUCCAGUGUGAAAGAUAAAUCAUCUACCGAGGAAUCAAGCCAUGCUGCAUCAUUUAAAAUACCAAGUAAAACAUUUGAUCGAGCCCAUUCUUUAAGUGAAAUAAAACGUUCAAAUUCUGUUGCAUUAGCUGAUAAUAUAGUUGGGGGUACUGAUGUUAAAACUGAAAAACUUGUAAAAAAAAAUGCUUCUAUUUCUUGUGAUACUACAUCUACACCUAUUCCUGCAGUUAGAUCCAGCCUUGAACUAAAGAAGUUAACCUCUCGUAAAAGUAAUCUUUCAAAUGCUGAGAACAAGAACUUAUCUGAAAAUAAAGAUCAACUCAGAUUUGGUGAAAAUCUGCAUAAAAAUCUGAAAGAGACUUUUUUAAGUAAUAGUUCCAUAACCAAAAAUGAUGAAGGACUCAAAUCAGUAAUUGAUAAAUCCUUGAAAAAUGAAGUACCUAAAGUAAAAGAAACAAAAUUAUCAGAUUCUGGUGAAUCCUAUCCUGAUGAUCUUAAUCCAUUUGGUGAUGAAGAAGAUGAUAAACAUGAUGAAGAAUAUCCCGAUGAUUUGAAUCCUUUUGGUGAUGAUGGUGAAGAGGAGGAAAAAAGUGAUAAAAAAAGUAGUUUUGUUAAAAAGGCUGUUUUAGUGGAUGACUAUGAUGAGUCAAAGAAUCCUUUUGCUUCUGAUGAAGAGGAAGAAGAUAUGUCAGCAAAAGAUACUUCUCCGGUUUCAAAAGCAGUGCAUCAAGAUAGGUCUCCUUUCCAACAAAAUGGCUCAUAUCCAUACAUAUCUUCUCCAACUGGAUCUUUAAGAGGUACAACUAAGAAAAGGCCAGCACCAAGGCCACCAAAACUAAGUGAUAUUUUUCAUAAUGAAUCCAUGGAUUCUGAAGCUGAUAUUUCUCUGAGUUCAUCAAGAGCUUCUCCUUCUGUAAGCAGAAAGCUUCAACAAACACCAUCUCCUUCAUUAAGCAAAAAAAGUCUCCAAACACCAUCUCCUAAGAUUCGAAAAAAUAAACCAGCACCUCCACCACCACCUACUCAGACGACUAAACAAAAUUCACAGAAUGAUUCUGCAGCAAAUUCAAAGCAUAUGAAAGAAAUUGAUAAUAUGAAAUUGAAGUCUUCUGCUUCAGAUAUCCAGGGUAGUAAUGAAAAAGAGCCUCCAAAACAAUACAAAAAGAAAAAAAGGCCAGCACCUCCUGUACCGAUACCAGUUCGAAAAGAUAUGAAAAAAAUCCCCUUGAAAGAAAUUUUACAAGAAAUGAAAGAAAUAGAAGAAAAGCAAAGAGAAUAUGAAAGGCAGGGACGAGAAAUUGAACUUCUUAUUAGAGAUAGAGAUAAAGAUGAGGAACCAUCUGUUGAAGAAGAAGAAUAUAUUAUGCAGUUAUUUGAGUUAGUUAACCAGAAAAAUGCUUUGUUCCGAAGACAGGCAGAAUUAAUGUACAUAAAACGUUCACAAAGACUUGAAGAACAGCAACAGGAAGUUGAUGCAAAAAUUCGCCAGUUACAGGCCAAACCUGAAUCUGAAAGAACUGAGGAGGAUAAGUCUAGAGAAGAAGAACUAAUGAUGGAACUUAUAGAUAUUGUAGAUCAGCGUAAUUCAAUCAUUGAUAGCAUAGAAAUGGAUCGAAGAAGGGAACUAGAAGAAGAUGUCAGUGUACAAGAGCAGUUGGAAAUCAAACAGGGUGCCUUACCAAUUACAGCAGAAAUAAAAGAAAAAAGCAGUGGAAAAUCAAAGAAGUCCAAAAACAAAAAAGACAAAAAGAAACAAGAAGCAGGAAAUGGAUCAGGAAACAAUACUCUAAAGAAAAAGAAAUGGUUAUAAUUUACUGAUGUUUAUUGAUGUACAUAUAGUAAAUAUCAUAUGUAUUUUUUAAAUUUAAAUUUAUCCAUAGUAAGCAACGUAUUGAAAAAUCUUCAGAGCAUUUUACUUUGAGGCAUCUGAAUAUAUUUUUUUGCUUUUGUAGAAUAUUACGUUUUUCAGAGUGUAUUUUUAUUUCUGAUUUUUUAAAUAUGAAAAAAUACUAGUCAGAAUUGUUUUAGAUUAAUAUAUUGGAUUAACUUGUUGAAUAGAUGUUACUUAAUCACUCCAUCUAGGCUCACUUUAAAAUUAUUGUAAAUUUAUUAUCAUUAUUAUUUCAUUCUGUCAUCAUUACACAUACCUAUACUUACAUUGAUACUUUAUGAAUGAUAAAAUUGUUAUUUAAUUCAUAUUUGCUUUGUUCCUAUAGAACAGAGUAAAAGGACUUUCUUAAAAACAUUUUGCCGUGAAAAAAAAUUGAGUUUGAAGAAAUGUAAUUUUCAUCCUCUGCCAUUUUGCAAUAAAAGCAGUUAAAAAAUUGCACAUAUAUGAAUAUCCUAAAAGCUUUGAAAUUACAAUUUUAAUUUUUCUAAAUUAUUUGGUGUUCAUAAGUUAACUUAUUUUUGUUAAAAUUUUAAUUUCAAAGUUUUUACUGUUUUAAAUGUAUUUUUAAAUUUCUUAAAAUAUUUUAGAAAAUAUUCCUUUUUAAAAAGCUCUUUUUUUAAUAGUAGUUUAACAUUCUAAAUCUACGAUAAACAAAAUUCAUUAAGCUAUUUAAUAGAAAUAUACAAUAGGACAAAUGCUUUCUUUUUAAUACUAAAUUUCUGCAUUUUAUAUAUUUUUAUACUUUCAAAAUAUUCCUUCAUUGUUGGAUGCAGGCUGUCCUGCAUAGCUGUGUAAAGCAACAAUAAAGGCAUAGUGUUUUUAAUCAGGUAUAGUAAAAAUAUACAAUUCAAUUAGCAGGUAUUAAAAAAUCGACAGUUUAAAGCAGAAAUAAGUUUAUUUUUUUAAAUUAGGCAUCAAAGUGCAAAGGAUGUUUUGUUUGAUCUUUAGAGAAAACUUAUCAGUAUUAUUUAGUAUUUGAAAGAAUAAUUUUAUUAUAAAAAUCAUAUAAGAUUUAUAAUAAUAAUUUGUUCUAAUUAUUUUACUAUACUGACAUAAAUAUUAAAGGAUUUCAGAUUCUUUCAGAACUUCUAUUAAGUGAAUAUAAUUUUAAACAAUAAAUCAAACUCACUAUAAUAAAUUUUAAAAAAUACAACCAAAGACUAUUUAAAUGUAUCCUUAGUCUUCAAUAUUUUUUACCAAACAUCUGAGGAAGUUAUAUAGACAUAUUUUUAAUUUCAAUUUAAUUUCUAGCUCUCGUUAAUCAAAAAUACUUUAACUAAUGUCCUAUCAUAAACUGGUGGUUUAACUGCCUGUCCAGUUGUUCUUUUACAUUUAUAAUGCUAUCCAUAAUUUUUUUAUCUGCCAUAUUAUUUUUAUAUAUGGAACUGUAAAAAUCUGUUUGAUUUUUAAACUAGAUUCAUUUACUGUAAAUUAUGAUACCAAAAUAUAUUUUUAAAAAAUUAAGUUUUCUCUAGAAUUAGGGUUUAAUUAUUACAUUAAAACUGUUGUAUGAUGAUUUUUAGGUAUAUUGGCAAAAGUAUUAUGCUGUAUAUUUAAAAUUAAAGAAUAUUUUUUUAAUUAACAAAUAAUUUUGUUGUAUUAUCUUAAAUAUUUUUGCACAAUGCAGUCGGGAUAAUUCUACUUAAAUAAGUUGUUAUAUCUAUAAGGCAGAAAUCAUAUUUGUGCCAGAACUCUUAUGUGUUUCAUAGAUGUUUAUAUGAGUUUCAUGGGGGUAAGGGGUAAAUAGAUAUUUUAUGCUUAUAAUUUAUAAUAGUUUCCUCCCCCCAACAUUAUUUGAUGUAAAAUAAUUUUCAUUUAGAAAGCAUAUUUACCCUCAUAUUAUUCUUUUUUAUAAAUAAAUUUUAGUUCUUUUUCCUGAAUUUUCAGAAUAUUCUUUAUAAAUAAUUUUAUGAUGAAUUAACUUUAUCCACCAAUCAUUUAAAUUUUUAUUGCAUCUGUCACUUUUAAAGAAAAGCAUGAUUAGUAUUAAAACUGCUCCUUUCUCCUCCUUUCCCAGAUAAAAAAGCUAUUAAAAAAAUUGCUUGUGUUCACCUAAAUUUAAUAAUAAUUUCACUCAAAAUUUAGUAGUUAUUUCUUCUUAGUGGAUGAUCAUCAUGGUCUAGCAAUAAAACUAGUAUUCAUAAAUGAAAUUUUAAUCAUGUUUAUACUAUUACUUAUUGCAUUAAUUGUUAUUAAUAAAAAUAAAUUUUCUUUCUCCAUAAGCAUUCCACUGUUGUAGUAACUUCUGAAAUUUAAUUUUUGAUUUCAUUAUAUGUAUGCACAGUAAACUUACAGCAAAUGAUGUAGCUCUUUACAUUAUAAAAUUAUGUACAGUAAAGAAUUCAUUUUAAUUUUAUUCUUUAACAAAAUUAAUACAUAAUUAUAAUUGCCAAUAUUAGCAUAUUAAAACUCAGAAUAAAGAAUAUUGUUUUACUUUUAUGCAGUUUUGCAUAAUCUGUUCAUUGAGUAAGGAUUAUCUGCCAUAUUUAAAACACAUUUAUCUUCCACAUGAUUCCUGUCUUCCUUUUCUUUUUUUAACAUGCUACAUACAUGUUGUUAACUUUCUUAUACAGUAGCAUUUUCAAUAUUUUAAUUUUUCUCUUGAAAACACGAAUAAUUAACUAGAUUAAACAAUAGGUCUGUUAUGCCUGCAGAAUAAUUUAAAUAUCUUACUUAAUGCAUAAAGGAAAGUUACCACUAUAUUUAAUUAAUAGUAAGCAAUAAAUUGUCUAAAAAUAUAUUGCUUUAAAUGCAUAGCCUUUAUGGCAGCCUUAUUAUUGUUACAGCUAGUCAAAAUGAUCUUUAAAACUGCAGAGUUUUAUAUUUUUAAAGCUAUACUUGUACUUUAUAUUAAAGAAACUAAUAUUCUCCGUAAGAAUAAAUUGAUAAUGAUGCUACAACAUAAAUGUACAAACAAUUGCACAAAAGUAUUAAGUUCUUUUGAAUUUUUGCUUGACUGCUAUUUUUUGAUAAAAAAGUAUUAUGAAAAAAGUUUCGAAAUAUGGAUACAUUUUUCAGUAAAAUGUAGAAUCAUUUGUGCUGUGGUUUUUCAUUCUGUUGAUUGUGAAUUUUUAUAGUUAUGUACACAUUUCACAUUGAAAUAAAAGUGAGAUAUUUUUAUGA
Molecule: messenger RNA, 6508 nt
Organism: Stegodyphus dumicola
Lineage: Eukaryota; Metazoa; Arthropoda; Arachnida; Araneae; Eresidae
Gene: MICAL-like
Product: MICAL-like protein
Molecular function (GO): protein binding
Source: RefSeq, a predicted model, not a curated record